Molecule: messenger RNA, 1371 nt
Organism: Metarhizium album ARSEF 1941
Lineage: Eukaryota; Fungi; Ascomycota; Sordariomycetes; Hypocreales; Clavicipitaceae
Exons: 1
Coding region: 1-1371 (456 amino acids)
Biological process (GO): lipid catabolic process
Molecular function (GO): triacylglycerol lipase activity
Source: RefSeq, a predicted model, not a curated record
AUGCAUAUUCCAUGCGCGCUUCUCGUGUCCCUUGCCGGCUUCGCGGCUGCCCGUCGAGCCGCCGACUUGGACAUAAGCCCAGACGAGGCUCGCAAGUACGGCUGCAGCGAGACGUGCCUCCGAGUCUACCAUGAGACGCGGCGACUGGAGCAACAGGUGUUCGGCGUCGACUUCGACUUCGACUUCUACGAGACGGCGGCCAACUUGUCGGGCUCCAGGCCGGGGGACGUGUUGAAGAUGCAGGCCCUGGACCCGUCCACCUUGGCCGUCUCGCCCGGGACGACGGCCUACCGAAUGCAGUACACGUCCGAGGACCUCGACGGCUCGCCCGUCCCCGUCACGGGCUUCAUCGCCUUCCCGUACACCGCCAAGCGGUGGCGCCGCGGUGGCGCGUCCCGCGGCCCGGACGUCUUCCGUCUCGCCGCCUGGGCACACGGCACGACCGGCAUCUACGCCGGGUGCGCUCCGUCCAACGGGCCGACGCUCUACCACGGGCCCUGGCAGGCCCUGGUCAACCAGGGAUACGCCGUCGUGGCGACCGACUACGCCGGCAUCGGCAACAACUUCACCGGCCACAAGUAUCUCAGCUUCUCCGCCCAGGCCGCCGACGUCUACUACUCCGUCGUCGCCGCCAAGAAGGCCUUUGGCCACCUCCUCUCCCGCGACUGGGUCGGCGUCGGCCACUCCCAGGGCGGCGGCGCCGUCUGGAGGCUCUCCGAGCGUCCCGACGUCCAGCCCCGCGCCGCCGGAUACCUGGGCACCGUGGCCAUCUCCCCGGCCACCCACGUCGUCGACAUGCUCCUCAAGAACUUGACCGACUAUCCCAUCCCGAGCUUCGUCACCGUCGUGCCCGAGGUCGUCGGCCGCGCCGUCCCCUCGUACGACCGCACCUUCCUCACCCCGCGGGCGCAGGGCAGAGUCGACCUCGCGCGCAACGCCCAGGUCUGCUUCGCCAGCCAGAUCGGCCUCGCCGAGGACCUGAGCCGCGACCAAGUCGUCGACCACGCCGCGCUCGAGCGCGACAUGCCCGUCUUCGAGAACUGGCAGCGCAGCCAGGCCCCCGCGCUCGGGGCCCCGUCCUCGUCGCCCGUGCUCGUCAUCCACGGCCAGGCCGACCGCGUGGUGCCCCAGCAGACGGUCAGAGAGGCCUGGGCGAGGUCCUGCGCGAGCGGCAACGAGGUUCACCUGUCGUACUUUCCGGGCAUGGGACACGGCGCCGUUGUCGAGGCCUCCAUGCUGCGCUGGAUGGACUGGAUAGACGGCCUGUUUUCCGCGGAACGGGCGACGGCCAACUCGACGUGCUCUUUGACCGUCGAGGAGCCGUUUGAUGCCGAGCACAUGAGGGCGCCGUUGGACGUCUUGAAGGUCUGA